Molecule: messenger RNA, 429 nt
Organism: Prunus armeniaca (apricot)
Lineage: Eukaryota; Viridiplantae; Streptophyta; Magnoliopsida; Rosales; Rosaceae
Source: the annotation of a GenBank genome assembly
AUGGGUUUGGGUCCUGAGCAUCCAGGGAGAGUUAGAGGUGUUGGGGCUAGGAUUUCCACUAGGCAAUACUUCAAUUUACCUAGACAACAGAGGGUAAAGUUUGCCGAUCAAGUAAAGGAAAGUGUAAGAGAUGUCCUCAGAGAAGAGACCUUGAAGAUGGAGGCUAGAUCAAGAGAAGAGACUUUGAAGAUAGAGGCUAGAACCAAGCAAUUAGUAGAAGCUGAGAGGGAGAAUUUACUGAAUCAGCUGCAACAACCAAUUCCAAAUUUUGAUCUAAGCGUGCUGAAACUAACAACUAUCCAAGGUCCAGAGCAAAGUCCCAAAAAUCCAAUGUCAGAUAAAGCAAGCUGCUCUGGGGCGCUUGAUGUCAAAGCUCUCAAUUUUGAGGAUGAUAAUGCCAAAGAUGGAGAAAAGCAACCAAAAUGGUAA